GGUAGGUCACCGCGCGUCGCUCCCUCGCACGCCGCAUUUCGUACGAAACUUCAAAUUCAACCGCUCGGUUUCUAAGACACUCUAGUGGUGCAGUUCUCAGUGAGCUGUGACUGCAUUCGUUUUGUGCGUUAGCUCUGGAUAUUCGUGCCAACUUUAAUAGGUGGUGUUCGUUGCGAAUGUUGACGCAGUUGACAGAUGAGAGCGAUACCACGAUGCAGCGUACUAAAUCGGAACCCUAACCACGCUCGAAAAACUCUAACAAAAUGCACGUUUCAAGUUGACAAUCCCAAUCCCAGAAGCAAACCAAAGUCUGAAAGAACUACACAAGCAGUUCAGCAUCUAUGAUCUAAAUGCCUUAUUCACGAGAACCGUGCGCUGCCGUAGGCGCCGACUAUGUUCGACUCGACCAAAGGCGCACUGCUCAUAGCGCCGUCCCUCUCUAACAGUUCCUGCUGGAUCAACGGUAAAGGCUGGCCAUCCACUUUCCCGGCACCAGCUGAUAUAUUAAAAGCCUUCUUCAUAUUUGCACUGUCUAUGGCGAUUGUCUUCGGGAAUCUAGUCCUCAUUUGUGUCUUGAACAACAGGAGGUACAUCAAGUAUAUCGACAAUCAGCCGAGAUACCUGCUUACGUCGUUGGCUCUCAACGACUUAUUCACUGGAAUCUUGAUAGCUCCAGUGGCGCUUCUGCCCGCUCUCUACAAGUGUUGGCCCUACGGCGAGAUAUUCUGUCAGAUACAGGCACUUUUACGUGGGGCCGUGAGUCAACAAAGUGCUGUGAUACUCGUGUGUAUGGCGAUAGACAGAUACCUUUAUCUAUUGCACCCGAAUACUUAUCACAAGCAUUCCAGUAAAAAGGGUUGUGUAUUAGUGAUAAGUAUAACUUGGAUACUGUCAGUGUCACUGUUUGCUAUAAUGGUCCUUCCACGGUCUGGAUACUACUUCAACUCGACUGGCUUGAUGGCCUGCGAUGUCUUCCACAGCAGAGUUGCUUUCAGAAUCCUCUCCUGCUGCGCUUACUACUUCCCAACGACCAUGGCACUGAUGUACUGCUACGGGUCAGGGUUCCACGUCAGCAAGAUCAGGAGUAAAUGUGACCCGGAGCCUGCGAGGCCCAAUGGGGUCCCUGUGGCCUGCGCUAAGACUUCGCAUGGAGAACAUGAUAUAGUGCAAAUCCAGGCUCCUGUCAGACCUCACAGCGUGAGCACAUCUCGAACCAUGGCAGCCAUGUCACUAGGAUUCAUCGUAAUGGUAACACCAGCUACAAUACAAGAGGUUGUAGCAGCGUGUACGGGAUGUAAGGUGCCGCCUUCCCUGGAUUUUAUCGUGACGUGGUUAGCGCUAAGCAACAGUUUCUGGAAUCCUUUUCUGUAUUGGCUUCUGAAUAGCCACUUUCGAAGAAUCAGCAAUGAAUUAAUACAAUAUUAUGUAUGCUGUCGGCGCACAAAACCAUUUCCUAGCUACGAAAAACCUACAGGGUGCUGUGGAUCUCCCGUCACGUCUGACGGCUUGCACUCGAAAGGAGAAUUUGAAGGACUCGGAGAAAAGUACUGGGGUGAAAUACUUGAACGCACAGUCUCCUCUACGUCUUUACACGCCAUACAGAAAGCAUGUCACAGAGAUCCUCUUCGUUGCACAGGGUCUUUCAAAGGAUGCCCCAGCAGUUCAUGUAAACAUGAUCCUAGAUUUUUCGACGGCUACGGACCCACUGACUAUCACCUAGACCGAUCCGCCUUCCAAAUAGAAUCGUGUUCAAGGCAGUGUAGACUCAAAAACUCUGACUUUUGCCUCUUCAGACCCACACCAGGACUUGAAUGCGGUCGAUCCCGUUCCAAUUUGAGCCUAGACGAGGGCAAUUUCAACAAGACUUGUAACGGUAGACAUCCGGAAUUGUGAGAAUUCCGCAACUGUCCGGUUUUCGGGCACAGAAGUAAUAGCAUAGGCAUAUAUCCAGGUGUAGAACAUUUUAACACAAACAUCAAGUGGAAAUUUGAUGAUUCCCCGGGCAUGGACGAUGAUAUACAAACUUUGGAACACAAUUUGGAUAGAAUAAGAAGUCUCAGUCACGAGAGGAACUUUAACGCGUACGGUGUAAAUUAUAAUGACAAUUUAUUAGAGGUUGAAGUGAAUGAAGUAGUUGACGAUGAUGCGUAUAAUACCAAAGACUUUACCGCGAGUGCUCGUGAAAGUUGUGAAGAAAAAAGUGAAUAUAGUGCUACUCAUAAGUUUUCCCGUACCUCUUCCCUGUCUAACCGAGAACUUGAUGUGAUUAAAGAGAGCUCAAUAAGUUCGAGUGAUACAGAAGUGACUUUGACGCGAUGACUUCCGAGGGUGACUUUUGAUAAAGCAGUGAAUGUCGUUCAUUUGGAACUGUCCCCGGAACGCACACAUCAUUGUAGACAAAAGUGUACUUUGACGGAUAAGAGAAAUCCUUAGUUGAUUGAUGGAUAGAGAAAUAGUUUUAAGUAUAUGUGGACCAGUAGAUUCAGGUCUAAUUUUUGUAAUCUAAAUAUUUUAGUUUCAAUAAAGCAAUAUAGAAACUUUGG
This is a messenger RNA of Ostrinia furnacalis (Asian corn borer), 2543 nucleotides long. RefSeq names its product trace amine-associated receptor 8b. The transcript has 9 exons. Gene Ontology annotation, cellular component: plasma membrane. The coding region runs from base 394 to 1893 and encodes 499 amino acids. NCBI's taxonomy places the organism in Eukaryota, Metazoa, Arthropoda, Insecta, Lepidoptera, Crambidae. Gene Ontology annotation, biological process: neuropeptide signaling pathway. Gene Ontology annotation, molecular function: corazonin receptor activity. The record is from RefSeq and is a predicted model, not a curated record.